GGGCUGAACCAACAGCCACACUUCAUUUCAGUCCCGGCUGCCGCCCAGACUGAAAAUAAAGGACUUUAAUAUCCGUGCUGAACAUUGAAUACUGUGCUGCUUAACUUGUGGUUGUUGAGGCUGUUGUUGAAAGGGCAGGAGCACUCGCUUAAUCGUCACCGUGUUGAGUACUGAAGAACAGCAGUGCUCGUACACCCGCUCUAAAAUGGCGGAGAAGUGUGAACCGGACCCAGGAUGCUCCGGCUCCCCUGACUGCUGGGAGUGCUCCUGUGCCUUCUGUGUGUUAUAUCUGGCAGUACAGAAACUCCUUGUGUUUAAUUUUGGUCGUGCUUUCACAUUCAUUCAAAAAAACCGAGUUUUGAGGCUGUGCUUUCACAUUCAUCUCGAAAAUACACGUUUAUGAGGACAUACUGCUGCUGAAGUCCAGCUGAAGACCUGGAAUGUAAACAGUUUGUGCAUAGAACAUAAUAAAGAAGCACAUUUAGUAUUUUUGUUGGUAUUUGUCUUCUCCUGGAGUUGGAAGAGCAAGGACAGGUUGAAGUAUGGUGUAUGAAGGUCUGUUGAAGUACAGUGGGGUACUUGAAGGUAGGGACCUUCAAGGUCCGAUGAAGUACGGUGUAUGUCUUGCACAAGCAGGCCAGGAUGGGGAUGCUUGAGAAGGAAUGUAUAGAAGUGUAUAAGCAGGAAGAGUGUACUGCUCUUGUGGUAGUUCAUACUUGAAUUUCAGGAAGCUGAAUUGUCUUCUGUUGGGACAAUUUCAUGGAAGAUUUAAGUUGAUAUUACAGAAUGUAGAGAACACCAAUGCAUCCCUUGAAGGUAGGGACCUUAUUCAGCAUCCCAGAUGAAGUAAUGGGGCCAAACAGUCCUUGGCAAUGUUUACUUGGAAGCACUGAUGGUAGAAGUGGGAACCAGCAUGAUCUUGCUCGCCAAAAGAACCUGAAAAAAACUCAGGAGAUCCACAUAGGCAAAAGGAAAGAAGAUAGCUUGUCUGCUUCUCAGAGGAAACAGAGGGACUCUGAAAUCAUGCAGCAAAAGCAAAAAGCAGCUAAUGAAAGGAAGUCUCUGCAGGCAGGAGCAAAAUGAGCUGCUGCUAUGGAGAAGAUAAGAGUGCACCAAUGAAGCAGAAGGACCUAGAAGAUCAUUCAUAAAAGUGUCUGGCCAUUAAAUGAUUAAACGUUUAUUGUGCAGAGUUGUUUAACUAGCAUUAGUUAGAGUAUUUUCUGGUUAGUAUAGGCCUAGUUAUCUACAGUGCUCUUUCAAAACUGACUACACUCUUCUGCAUGUCUAUGAAUAAAAGUACCUAUUCUAGCUAGAUAAAGGUACUAGAUAAGGUACUAGAAUAGUACCUUAUUCUAGCUUUUGCUGCAUUUGUUAGUUUUACUUAAUGGUUCCAGUAACAGAAUUUCUGAAUCUACAGUUAGACCAGAUUUGGUUGCCUGAAUUCUUAAAAGUACAGCUCCAUUCAGAAUGGAACACACUUGUAAAAUGUGCUUCACCUUGCGGAGGUCUGAACUGUAAAUCUCAAAAUAUUUUUACAAUAAAAUAUUGCAUGAAAUACUG
Messenger RNA from Vidua macroura (Pin-tailed whydah), 1560 nucleotides. Its product is annotated as small EDRK-rich factor 1-like. The record is from RefSeq and is a predicted model, not a curated record. NCBI's taxonomy places the organism in Eukaryota, Metazoa, Chordata, Aves, Passeriformes, Viduidae.